GUGGCGCGUGAGUCACCGGCCCAUUGAGCGCGCGGUCCAUUGAGGCGCGCUCACUCCCGCCGCCGGCCGCAGCGCGCUCGCAUGCACCGCCCGAGCUCCGCCCACCGCUGCGACCGUCUGAGACCUACCAUGGAGUUCCCCUGCAGAUCACACUGGCUGGCCCUGGCGGCGCUGCUGGCGGCGUGCGCGGGCGCGGGCGCGGGCCCCGGCCGCCGCGCCUUCACCCCCAGCGAGUCCAUCCUGGACUUCGUGGACACGGAGCAGGUGGAGCGCGUGCUGGCGGCGCGGCGCCGCGAGCCCCCCGCGCCCCCCGCGCCGCGCCCCGCGCCCGCCUACCUGCAGCGCAACGAGCUGGGCGACGGCGCCGCCGACCCCGUCGUCAUCUCCGUGCCCGACCCUACCGAAAACUCCGAACUCCCACCCAAUUUCGACUUCCGGAAAGUGCUUAAAUCGUCCAAGAACGCUCUCGUGGUCACGAAGAAGGAGUACCUCAAGGAGGACUGGUGCAAGACCGAGCCUCUCGUGCAAAAGAUUCGGGAACCGGGAUGCAUAUCUGUGACAGUGCUAAACAAGUUUUGCUACGGGCAGUGCAACUCGUUCUACAUCCCAAAGGGGCCGCGGCGGCGGGACGCGCCGGGCGACGAGCGGCCGCCGCCCGCCUUCAAGUCCUGCUCCUUCUGCCGCCCGAAGAAGGUCUCCUGGGUGACGGUGACGCUGCGCUGCCCGGGGCAGACCCCGCCCUACAAGCGGAAGCGGCUGCAGAAGAUCAAGCAGUGCAAGUGUCUGCCGGGCGGCGUGAACUGACGGGGGGCGCGCCUCCCUCGCAGGGACCCUCGCCCGCCCCGGCCCGGCGCCGGCGCACAGACUCGGCUCGAGUGGACGCCGCACACGGCAGCUACAUAUUCAGAUCGCGUGCUCUCGGACGUCAAUGAGGCUGACGUCAUGAGAUGCAUAUAUUACUUGUCGGUACUCACUACCUAGCCGCGGCUCGCAGUGAAGCCCUGGCACAAAAAGCUUUAAUUGUUUGUGGUGUAUCUUGAUAGUGUAGUUUAUGUGCUCGAUGGAUGGCUAUUGUGACGUUUGCUGACUAACAUGUCUUUGAUUGUGUUUAAUAAAGAUGUGAUUAGAUGUGUGUGAGAACACUUCCGUCUCAUAAUACUGCUUUUAUUAGAUGUUUAGAUACAAAGUGUGAUAUUAGGCAAUAGGAAUUCUGUAAGUGACAGACUUUCUGUAAGAAAGAACGUAAGUACUUACACGUUUUAUGAAUUGAAUUAAAACGAUUACCUCCUUACAAUUUUGCAAAAAAAGGUUGAAAAAUACUUAUCGUUUACAGUGAAAUUACGCUUAUUACACUUGUUAAGUUUGUAAGAAAAACCGUCAUGAGUCCAAAGUGGUUCAUACUCGUAUCUAUCGAUCCACCUACAUAUUUAAGGAUAAUUUAUUGUACCUAUAAUGAUGAAUAUUUACGAUUACUUACAUACUUUAACUCAUUUUAUACGAAAAAUGCCAGAUGUAAAAUGUAGACGAAUUGGUUGUAAAUACAAAUAAGAUAAAAUAUA
Plutella xylostella (diamondback moth) is the source of this 1559-nucleotide messenger RNA. RefSeq names its product gremlin-1. The record is from RefSeq and is a predicted model, not a curated record. NCBI's taxonomy places the organism in Eukaryota, Metazoa, Arthropoda, Insecta, Lepidoptera, Plutellidae. Gene Ontology annotation, molecular function: receptor ligand activity; BMP binding. Gene Ontology annotation, biological process: animal organ morphogenesis.